GCGGGCGAGGUGAGCAGUCUGCAAUAUCAGGACGGACAAGAGCCCUUACUAGAUGGCAAGGAGGUGGUAUCACCCACUGAAACAAGAAACGGAAACUUCUCUCUUGCAUGGAAUGUACCGCUUGCUAGCCAUGACCUCACUCUGUCAGCACGGGAGUCUAGACUGUUGUGUCCGCAAGGUACUUUGAACAGGAUGGCAAUGUGUUGGGCAGCUGUAGAAUGCCACAAACGCAGUCAUACAGUGAUUAUUUUGGGACAGUGAACAAAGAUCCUGAAGGCACUAUUUGAAAACUAUUGCUUUGAAAACUUAGCAGAGAUUUUUCUUGUUGUUGUUUUGGCUUGUAUUUUGCUUCUAUCACUCUUGAUUUUGUUCGGGUUAGAAAAAAGCCACCCCUGAAACCUGUUCUUUCCAUUGCUCCUUUCAGAACAUUUUCGAAGCCAGACCUCAAUUUCUGCAUUUAGGAAGACACCUUGUCAUUUGAGUGUGCAAUCCUCUUCCCGUUCAGUUCCAAUUGGGAUGGUAAUCAGAAGUCAGUGGAGGGAGGAGCACCGAGGAAUGGAUGAGAGCUGUGUAGGAUGAGUGUUGCAAAGAGGUUAUGUAAAAAAUGGGAUCAGGUCUUAGAAUUUAGCCUUGUAUUCCCAGUAAUGGAAAAUUUGGCAAGUUCUGAAAUUAGUUCUUACUCCCACAUUACCUACACAACUGCAUCUGAUCUUUACGAUCAUAGUUCUACAGUCCUUUGGUCUUUAGAAAUUAUGUUGACCUAUUAUUGUCACGGAUUUUGUCAAUUAGCAUAUACCUCUUCACAACUUCUUUAUAACAUAUACCAAUGCUAUGUGAUAAAAGAUUAACUGUAUUGUGACUAGAGCUGGAAAUGAACCAGUAACCAGAAGUACAUGAAAAAGAAUCGGGAGUGAAUAUUUUUUCAUGUCAUGCAAAAGAAUAUAUUCAUUUGGAGGUUUUGGUGAAAUAUGAGAGUAUAGAAUUGUUUGAGUCACUUUAUGGUCUCUAAAAAGCCUUUCUUUCUAUAAAGACUAUUGACUGACAGCAAUUUGAUGACUCCCUGUGGGCAACUGACUUCUUUGCUUGAAUUUAAGGUUGGGGAGAAGAUUUGUUUCAAGUCCCAGGCUUCGAUGGCCUUAAGCCUGUGAUGUGUGGCAGUGCCAAGGGCAGCCGGUUGGAUAACAUGCUGAAUAAGUGUUUCUGGUUGGCAGGCAAAGCCAGAAUUCUUUGGGUAUCAGAUCUGUUGAUGUCUGUGAAGCAGCAUUCCGGCUGGAGCUGGUUUAGCUUAUAAUUUAGAGCAUACCUGUCUUCUGUUAGUGAGUAUGUUGUCAGGAGAACAAAUAAUGGAGUGGAACUUGCAGAGUGACAGGCUUGUCAUCUUGCAUCAGGACACAGUGGUGUCAUGGGAAAAUACUGUCCCAAUGAGACCAAAACCCAGCCCUUUUUAAAAUGCUCAAGGACCGGCAUCAAGACGGUUGAAUGAGGCUUCCCACAAAAAUAUAAGCACUGUGUCAAUGCUGCAAGAAAUCUUGAGAUCAUCCUGUGGGGUCGAACUGAGAAAUGUCUGAAGGAGACCACAGAGGAAAUCAGGACGAUGGGGACGGAAUGCCAUUAUUUCAUUUGCGAUGUAGGAAAUCGAGAGGAGGUCUAUCGGCAAGCCAAAGCUGUGCGGGAAAAGGUGGGUGACAUCACUAUCCUGGUGAACAAUGCUGCUGUGGUCCAUGGUAAGAGCCUGAUGGACAGCGAUGAUGACGCCCUGCUCAAAUCACAGCACAUAAACACCCUGGGCCAGUUCUGGACCACCAAAGCAUUCCUGCCAAGGAUGCUGGAGUUGCAGAAUGGACACAUUGUUUGCCUGAACUCUGUCCUGGCCUUGUCAGCCAUCCCUGGAGCCAUUGACUACUGCACCUCCAAAGCCUCGUCCUUCGCCUUUAUGGAGAGCCUGACCCUGGGGCUGCUCGACUGUCCUGGGGUGAACGCCACUACAGUCCUGCCCUUCCACACCAGCACAGAGAUGUUUCAGGGCAUGAGAAUCAGGUUCCCUAAUCUUUUUCCUCCUCUCAAGCCAGAGACGGUGGCUAGGAGGACAGUAGAAGCCGUUCAGAUGAAUCAAGCCUUCCUGCUCCUUCCGUGGACAAUGCAUGUUCUUGUCAUCCUCAAAAGCAUUCUCCCUCAGGCAGCACUUGAAGAAAUCCACAAGUUUUCUGGGAGCUACACCUGCAUGAACACUUUCAAAGGGCGAACAUAGACUUGAUGGUGCAAGGACUGUUCUUCAGGGAAGCCAACACAAGCAUGAAAAUCCUGACAGGGCUGUGAAUCAGCAGUCUUGGCUCGUCGCCUGUUCAUGUGACUUGCACUGCUCUGAGGCAACACAUUUCUUGCAGGUCAUAUCCAUAGUAACGUGACCUUUGCACAGGACUGAAUGAGUAGACUAUGGACCUCUGGAAAGAAAAACAAAAAAGUGUGAAAUGUUUAUAUGAUGUUUAAUUCUUUAGAGUUCAAUUGUUAAAUCUACUUAUGGUUUUAAGAUGUAAUUUUUGUUUCUAAAUUGUCUGUAGGCUGUCUCGGCUGAGAGGCAGCACAUCACACCCCACACUUCAUCCCUUCUCUUCAGAGGAACUGCGAUUACUAACUGCUACUGGUUUCAUUUCAGCUUUUUGAAUGGGGAACUUCCAAAAUACUUGGAAGAACUGAAAGUUAUGGACAGCUAAUGGAAGAUUCCUUCCCUUCCUUCACUUGAGGUCUCUUGAUGAAGCUAUGCCCCACUCACACCAGGGAAGGAGUGAACUGUGGAGCGAUGUUUUCUUUGUUAAAGGCCACCCGGGACUUCUGUCUGGAAGGACUGUGCUGGGCCCAAGAAAGCUGUCUUACUGGGGAGGCUGGAGAGGAGUGCUCAGGCAGAGGAGCAGACAGUCUGAAUAGUGGAAGAUUCUGUCACUGAACUCAUAUAUGAAAUCUAAUUGUCUUUCUGAAUAUUUUUGUUCAUUUAUGAUAAAAUAUAUCUAUAUUUUUAGCAUUAAUCCCAGAUUGCCAUGCAUGUAGGCAGCAUCGCAUUGGAGUUGAACUAAAUCUAGAACUAAAACUAGAGGCUGCUUGUACAAACACAUAUUCACUGACAUAAUCCAUGCAGAGGAAAAUCCAUUGUAUCAAUCUGCACAGUGAAGUAAGUGGAAUAAUGCUCUAAAAAUAGAAGAGACAGUACUGUGGUGCUCAUGAAAUGUGAAGUUUGGAAGCACAGUUAGCAAAGACCUGAUUAAAUGCACGUUGAAUUCAAA
Messenger RNA from Columba livia (rock pigeon), 3275 nucleotides. It is a transcript of the gene DHRS3, whose product is annotated as dehydrogenase/reductase 3. The record is from RefSeq and is a predicted model, not a curated record. Gene Ontology annotation, biological process: retinoid metabolic process; regulation of retinoic acid receptor signaling pathway. NCBI's taxonomy places the organism in Eukaryota, Metazoa, Chordata, Aves, Columbiformes, Columbidae. Gene Ontology annotation, molecular function: all-trans-retinol dehydrogenase (NAD+) activity. The transcript has 6 exons. Gene Ontology annotation, cellular component: lipid droplet. The coding region runs from base 1595 to 2248 and encodes 217 amino acids.